ACGGGCUUGCGUUUUCUUCAUCUUAUUUUAAAUAUCCCUCCAACAUUCAAUUUCAUUUCGGCAUACUAUUCAUUCAGGUACAUAGACUCAUAUUUUUAUCAUGAGAUCCCCGCAGGCAGUCCAAGAAUCUGAGGAAAAAGGUUGCAUCUCAAUGGAGCGAACUUAUGAUACUGAAUCUAAGUUCGUCGAGAGCGAUGGACAGAAACAUGUCCCCAGGGCUAAUAAAGGAUUAAAAAGAGGCAUGGAAAGUCGACACAUCCAGAUGAUCUCCAUAGGCGGAGUAAUUGGUACCGGUCUCUUUCUUGGUACCGCAAGCGCCCUUCACGAUGCUGGACCGGCUGGGCUGGUUCUAGGCUAUAUUGUCAUGGGAACAAUAUUAUGGGUCGUGAUGGGCUGUUUAGGAGAAAUGGUGGCCCAUCUACCGAUCCCAGGAGGGCAUGUCACCCUCGCUGAAAGAUUUGUUAGCCCAUCUCUCUCUUUUACGAUGGGAUACAACUACUGGUAUAGUUGGUCUAUCAUCCUUCCAACAGAAAUGUCUGCAUCUGCGGUUCUUAUCAAUUACUGGAUCACAUCGGUUAACAACAGUGUUUGGAUUUUUGUUGGUUUAGCGGUAGUAAUAUCGAUAAAUUGCUGCGGUUCAAAGUUUUAUGGAGAGUGUGAAUUUUGGCUGGCAUCCAUCAAAUUGAUAACAAUUACGGGUCUCAUCGUCCUGGGAAUUGUGCUAGACCUAGGUGGAGGACCAACUAAAGACUUCAUUGGCGGUCGCUACUGGAAAAAUCCUGGUCCUUGGGUGGAGCACUUGGGCAGGAAAGGGCCAUUGGGACACUUUAUGGGAUUUUUGGCUGCCACAAACCAAGCGUCUUUCUCUACUCUUGGGAGUGAGAUUGCAGCCUUCGCGGCGGCUGAAGCUAGAAAUCCAAAGAAAGCGCUUCCGAGGGCCAUCCGAGCGAUCGUCUGGCGUGUAGUUGUUUUUUACUUCCUGGGAACGACGAUUAUUGGUCUUUUGGUUCCAAGUAACGAGCCGAGAUUACGACUCGAGUCACACGGUGCCGCAUCCUCUCCUUUUGUCAUUGCCAUUGAAAGAUCGGGUAUCAAAUAUCUACCAUCAAUUAUCAACGUAUCGUUGAUCUCAUCCGCCUGGUCUGCGGCAUCAAGUAACAUGUAUAUAUCUUCACGGGCUCUCUACUCACUGGCCGUCGAAGGGAAUGCCCCAAAGAUUUUUCGCAAAACAAAUUCAUGGGGUGUACCCUGGCCAUGUACGAUUGUGGCUUCCAUUUGGGGUUGUCUGGCCCUCGCGGCAGUAGGCCAGAGUGGAGCAGGAGCCGUAUUUGAAUGGCUUGCAAACAUGUAUUCAACUUCCGGCUUCCUGACAUGGAUUGGAGUCUUAGUUACCUACUUAAGAUGGGAAGCCGGCAUCAAAGCCCAAAAGAUAGACCGGUCAAGCUUUCCUUACAGAUUUCCACUCCGCACGCCUGCCGCAAUAUGUGCCAUAGUCGCUUGCUCGUUCUUAGUGAUCAUCAAUUCCUAUCAAGUUUUUUUACCAAACAACUGGGACCCGGUGGUUUUUUUUACGGGAUAUUCUCCUAUAUUUAUUUUUGCAGCAUUGUACGGGGGAAGUUACAUUUGGUAUAGGAAGGCAGGCCUUAACGCAGGUUUCAAAACAGUUUCUGAAAUGGAUUUUGUCACGGGGUCAUAUGACGAAGAAAGAGAUCAGGACGAUACCGUGGUAGAAAAAUCAAGUUGAUCAUUGAGAUAAAAAACUCUUGCGCUUUUCUCAUGAAACGCUGAACCUUUCUUCCUUGGAUUCCUCCUUGAUGAAAUUGAAGGAGGUAAAAGUGGACCUCAAAAAUUUGAAUUAACCUACAGGAGACAGUGCUCAAGAGUCGCUCGAAGGCUAACUGGUUGGAUGGCGACUUGUCUAUGAUGGAAUCUUGAGUCCACUUCCCAUCAAUUUGAUUUGCAGAGAACUUGGCCCUAAACAAUCGAACCCCAUGCCUCCGGGUUCCCUUCAAUUACUCGAUUUCAGAAUUUGAUGU
Messenger RNA from Puccinia graminis f. sp. tritici CRL 75-36-700-3, 2036 nucleotides. RefSeq lists its product as uncharacterized. NCBI's taxonomy places the organism in Eukaryota, Fungi, Basidiomycota, Pucciniomycetes, Pucciniales, Pucciniaceae. Gene Ontology annotation, cellular component: membrane. Bases 101 to 1744 code for a protein of 547 amino acids. Gene Ontology annotation, biological process: amino acid transmembrane transport. The record is from RefSeq and is a predicted model, not a curated record. Gene Ontology annotation, molecular function: amino acid transmembrane transporter activity. The transcript has 18 exons.